Xyrichtys novacula (pearly razorfish) is the source of this 156-nucleotide messenger RNA. The record is from the annotation of a GenBank genome assembly. NCBI's taxonomy places the organism in Eukaryota, Metazoa, Chordata, Actinopteri, Labriformes, Labridae.
AUGUCGCCCGUGCGGGCCGAGCGCCACCAUGUCAGCUCCCCCACUUGGAACAUCUCGGGUUUGGACGGCGGAGCGGAGAAGAGGAGGCUGAUUUUCCACGCCAGCUUACAUGAGGAGCAGCUCUGUGAGGCCCGGAGAGGAGUUCAGAGCGAAUAA